Molecule: messenger RNA, 1605 nt
Organism: Purpureocillium takamizusanense
Lineage: Eukaryota; Fungi; Ascomycota; Sordariomycetes; Hypocreales; Ophiocordycipitaceae
Product: Lactate 2-monooxygenase
Exons: 2
Coding region: 198-1439 (413 amino acids)
Molecular function (GO): oxidoreductase activity; FMN binding
Source: RefSeq, a predicted model, not a curated record
CCCGACUCACCCAAUAGCUAAUAUUAAAUCAAGUCCCCAUCACAAACGCGGGGAGCUACUCCCCACCCGCUCCUGCCAUGAGUCCGGAGCUUCAGACUUCUCACUCUCACCUGCACAGCUUCAUUUGCCCCUCGUCUUGAUCCCCGAGCUCGUGGGCAUUGACAGCGCUCCGUCUCCCGCAGCAGCUCAUCGCCGCCAUGUCCGACGACAACAAUGACAACGUGGAGGUCGUGCCCUACGCCGCCUACCUGCGCGAGGUGAUGCAAAAGAGCAUCUUGGGCGGCCAGCUGCCCCUCGUCACCACCAACCCCAACCGCCUCGAGGAGCAGGCCCAGAAGGCCAUGCCCACCAAGGGCUUCGACUACAUCAAAGGCGGCGCUGGUGAGUCGGCCACCAUGGACGCCAACCGCCUUGCCUUUCGCCAAUGGAAGAUCAUCCCCCGCGUCCUGCGCCCGACCAACCCGCGCGACCUGAGCGUCGAGCUCUUUGGGCACAAGUAUGACACCCCCGUCCUCAUGGCGCCCAUUGGCGUGCAGGCUCUCUAUCAUGAAGACAAGGAGAUCGGCACGGCCAGCGCCUGCGCCAAUCUUCGUGUUCCCUUUACUCUCAGCACUGCUUCGUCGACGGGCAUCGAGGAGCUCGUCAAGGCCAGUCCCGACGGCCCCAAGUGGUUCCAGCUCUAUUGGCCGCUGGACGAAGAGAUCACGGCGUCCAUCCUCGGCGGCGCCAAGGCCAAUGGCUUCAAGGCUCUCGUCGUCACUCUCGACACUUGGACCCUCGGCUGGCGGCCCUGUGAUCUCGACACGGCCAACGUUCCGUUUAUUGUGGGCGAGGGCGACGAGGUUGGCUUCCAAGAUCCCGUCUUCCGCAAGAAAUUCGCCGAGCAUACGGAUGGCGAAACGCCCGAGGAUAAUAGGAUCGGCGCCGCCAUGCACUGGCUCAGUGAAACCUUUCCCGGCGUGAGCCGCAGCUGGGAGGACCUCGCGAUCUUGCGCAAGUACUGGGACGGGCCUAUCAUUCUCAAGGGCAUCCUCAGUGCAGAGGACGCCAACCUUGCGGUUCAGCACGGCAUGGACGGCAUCAUCGUCAGCAAUCAUGGCGGCCGUCAGAUCGACGGUGCGGUAGCGGCGCUCGAUGUGCUGCCGGACAUUGUCGACGCCGUCGGCAAGCAAACCACCGUCAUGUUCGACUCGGGCAUUCGCACUGGAGCCGACAUGGUCAAGGCUCUCGCUCUCGGAGCGAAGGCAGUCUUCGUCGGACGUCCCAUAGUCUACGGCCUCGGCAUCGAUGGUGCCGCCGGCGCAGAGGCGGUCCUGGCCGGGCUGCUCGCCGACCUCGACCUGACCAUGGGGCUCGCGGGGGUGAAGAGCGUUGGAGACCUGCAGCGGUCGAUGCUUCGACGCGUGCAGUACCCAGGCGAUACAAAGGCCAAUCUGUAGGCCCUGCUGUAGGUUCUAGGGAUGCGUGUGUCGUAGGUCGGUUUCUCAUACAGAGGCGCGACAUUGAGGCGAUGUUGCAACGGGAAUGGUUGGAAAGUAGCAAGAGGGCAACGACAUAUACACCGCUGCUUGAUGGAUGCAAGACAGCGCUGGCAUCAACUUUCCG